Molecule: messenger RNA, 549 nt
Organism: Fusarium subglutinans
Lineage: Eukaryota; Fungi; Ascomycota; Sordariomycetes; Hypocreales; Nectriaceae
Exons: 1
Coding region: 1-549 (182 amino acids)
Source: RefSeq, a predicted model, not a curated record
AUGUCGCAAAGCACGCAAGCGAAGGAACAAGUCGCGGCGUUGAUUGCCUCGAUGUUUAGUGGGGAUGAUGCGUUGAUCACUCGGCUUCAGACGGCCAUUGAGACUCAAGAAAAUAUCAUUUAUGCUAUUGAAUUUGUUAUUGGACAAGGCGGUCUAAACUUGGAUCAUGUCAAAUCACUUCAAUGGGUGAGGGAGAUCUUUCAUGCAGCGCAAGAGGACGAGCUGCUGGCAUCUUACUUCCUGCAACGAUAUCCACUUCCUGGCAGCCUCAGCAAAGUCGCAACCGAAAAUUACCAUCUAAAAGAUUUACCUUGCAUCAACAAGGAUACCCUCGUGCACUUCAGAGCCCAUCUUAUGUUGAAGGAACCACUGGCUGUGCUGCUUGCCUCCAUUAAGGCGAAUGAAAUCCUAUUCGAUAAGCCCUGGAACGACAUUAUUGGUUUUGCUCUAGAAUGGGCCAUCAACAAUGAGGUAUCGAUCGGUUCGGAUGUGUUCAAGAAAAAAAUCACUUCCAAGGAAUUCUUCGACUCUGUUGACGGAGGCCGCUAA